Messenger RNA from Acipenser ruthenus (sterlet), 1844 nucleotides. Its product is annotated as GTPase HRas-like. Gene Ontology annotation, biological process: Ras protein signal transduction. Gene Ontology annotation, cellular component: plasma membrane. Bases 583 to 1146 code for a protein of 187 amino acids. Gene Ontology annotation, molecular function: GTP binding; GTPase activity; GDP binding. The transcript has 6 exons. The record is from RefSeq and is a predicted model, not a curated record. NCBI's taxonomy places the organism in Eukaryota, Metazoa, Chordata, Actinopteri, Acipenseriformes, Acipenseridae.
UUGGUUGAAGGAGUUCUAAACACGCCCUCGCUUUUUAGCCCCUCCUUUUCCCGCCUGUAAGAGGAAGUGGACAUAAAAAUGAAAUGAAAAAAAAACUCCGGCCGACCGGGUCUGUGUUUAAUUGUAAUAAUAAUAAUAAUAAUUAUAAUUAUAAUCCGACAACCAGGAUUGUGUGUUUAGUGUUUAAUAGCAGGAUUCGCGCACCCGGAUAUUAUUUUUAACGUCAAAGUAAUGCCAACACUGCGGUUUUAAUACUGAAGAUCUUUGUUUAAAUGCGUUAUUAGGUGUUUUUUUGUUAGCGUUAUUAUUAUUAUUAUUAUUAUUAUUAUUAUUAUUAUUAUUAUUACUAUUGUAUUCAGGACGCGGUUGUGGAUAAGAAAAAUGCAUCGAUAAAAGAAACAACGGCGUUUGCAAUUGAUGUGUUUAUUUGAAAUUAUAUCCGACAAAACCAAACCACGGGAGUCUGGCAGAUAAGCGAGCGGGCUGCGAUUCAUUCAUUCGUGUCCGUGUCCGUGUCCGUGUCCGUGACCGUGUCCGUGUCCGUGCGGGUCUCUGCGGGACGGGACAGCACGUCAUCCGAGGAUGACGGAGUACAAGCUGGUGGUUGUGGGGGCAGGAGGUGUUGGGAAGAGCGCCCUCACGAUCCAACUCAUUCAGAAUCACUUCGUGGACGAGUACGACCCCACCAUUGAGGACUCGUACAGGAAGCAGGUGGUGAUCGAUGGGGAGACGUGUCUGCUGGAUAUCCUGGACACGGCCGGGCAGGAGGAGUACAGCGCCAUGCGGGACCAGUACAUGAGGACGGGGGAGGGGUUCCUCUGCGUGUUCGCAAUCAACAAUACCAAGUCCUUCGAGGACGUGCACCUGUACAGGGAGCAGAUUAAUCGAGUGAAGGACUCGGAGGACGUGCCCCUGGUGAUUGUGGGUAAUAAGUGUGAUCUCCCGAUCCGGGCGGUCGACUCCAGGCAGGCACAGGAGCUGGGCAAGAGCUACGGAGUGCCCUGUGUGGAGACAUCAGCCAAGACCAGACAGGGUGUUGAAGAUGCUUUCUACACUCUGGUCAGAGAGAUCCGGAAACACAAAGAGAAAGUGAACCGCAACGGAAAGAAGAAGAAGACUUCAAAACGACGCUGUACCAUCCUGUAACCCGAACCCGAACCCGAACCCUCUCCUCCAUCCUGUAACCCGAACCCGAACCCGAACCCGAACCCCCUCCUCCAUCCUGUAACCCGAACCUGAACCCGAACCCGAACCCCCUCCUCCAUCCUGUAACCCGAACCUGAACCCGAACCCGAACCCCCUCCUCCAUCCUGUAACCCGAACCCAAACCUGAACCCAAACCCAAACCCUCUCCUCCUCCAUCGUGUAACCCGAACCCGAACCCAAACCCUCUCCUCCUCCAUCGUGUAACCCUAAACCCUACCCCUCUCCUCCCCUCCCAUCGCCUCCUCUCCCAUCUCCUCCUCUCCCCCUCUCUCCUCUCCUCUCUCCCCUCUCUCCUCUCCUCUCCUCUCUCUCCUCUCUCCUCUCCUCUCUCCUCUCCUCUCUCUCCUCUCUCUCCUCUCUCCUCUCCUCUCUCCUCUCUCUCCUCUCCUCUCUCUCCUCUCUCCUCUCCUCUCCUCUCUCUCCUCUCCUCUCUCUCCUCUCUCCUCUCCUCUCUCCUCUCCUCUCUCCUCUCUCCUCUCUCCUCUCCUCUCUCUCCUCUCUCCUCUCCUCUCCUCUCUCUCCUCUCUCCUCUCCUCUCCUCUCCUCUAUCCAGUCCUGGGAAUUGGGCCUCAUGUCUGUGAAACUUUUAUCAAGAUGUCAAACUGUAAAUAAUAAAAUAAAAACGUAAUGAAAUCAAA